GAUCGGGCCGGCGUCUAAUGUUCUGCUGGCGGAGGACGGGGGCCGCACCCUUCGCCGAGAGUCCGAAAGAUUUGGAAUUGACGCCGCAGAAAGGUGGCAAAGUCAUACUUGACGCUAAACGAAGCUCCUCAACUCACUUCAACAUAGUUCCUUUGCACCAAGCGGCGCCAAAGUAGUCCUUUUAUUGCUUCGGCUGGAGCGUAGGAACAGCGGCAGUAAAAGUUGACCAAAUUCAAAAUGCAAAUGUCGUUCAUUGUUCCAACGGAAUCACGCUAGCUACAUCUCGGAGACGCAUUUCGGUGUUACGUCACAUCGCACCUUUUCGGAUGAAAACAUCCGUUACGAGGUAUAACGCCAUUUCUUCAUUUCAAAAUGUCACUCUGACUUUUCCACCAUUUUGAGUGAAUAAGUCGAGACUGUUGAAUUAUUUAGCGCGUGUUUGCUGAACGCGAGUCGAGGCGGGCGGCGCCGGAAAGACCGUCCGUCUCAGUCGCGCGGUCGGGCGCGAUGUCGGCCGUCCGCGUUCGUUGUUGCCGCCUGAUGUGGGCCCUGCUGCUGGCCUGGUUGGCGUCGUGGUUGCUGCUCAGCGGCCUGGCGCUUCUCCUCCACGCCGACUUCCUGUCCGACGUGUGCACCGACGCCACCAGCAAGAAGAUCCUGCGUCGCCUGUGCGGCGACUUUGCGGCGGGUUGGGCGGCGGGCGACAUGUGCGCCGACCUGUGCGUCCGCGGCCUGGUGGAGUACAAGCGCUGCCUCUACUACGAGAGCGGGAAGAAGGUGAUGGAGGUCGCCUGGAGGGGGCGGCCCGUCAUCCUCAAGUCCAAGCUGGAGAACUUGUCCUCCUACCAGCCUCUGGGACCCCUCGGCUACCAGGACGCAGCGGGCGACUCGUCUCCGCUGGACGUUCUCCUCCGCGCCGCGCUGGAGGUGCGAAACUGGCUGGGUCUGGCCGAGGAGGUGGAGGAGGGAGGAGCCGGUUCCCCGGCGAAGCUGCGGCCCUCGGACAAGAUCUACACCCGAGCCGAGCUGACCUCUCUGUGGUCUCUGCUGCAGCAGGACGAGUACGCCUUCCUCAGAGUUCUGCAGGACCUGAGCGUGCACGUGUCCAAGGUGUUGGGCUCGUGCGGACACUUCUACGCCGUGGAGUCGUUGUCGGCGGGCCGCGCGUGGGACCAGAACAUCUUCUCUCUGGAGGAGGACGACGGGGAGGAGGGCGUGGGGCCGGGCCGCGGUCCUCGGGGGUCGCGGGGCGCCCGGCGGAAGGUCCACCGCAUCGCGCUCAGCUUCCUGGACAUGGUGCAACACUUCGACAACGACUUCACGCACAAAGUCCAUCUGUGUGACGUCAAGCCCGAGAACUUUGCCAUCAGGGAGGAUCUCACUGUGGUGGCCAUCGACGUGGACAUGGCCUUCUUCCAGCCCAAGAUGGAGGACAUCCUGGACCGCAAGUGCAGCGGCGACGACGACUGCGGCUUCUUCGACUGCGUGUCGUCGUGCGACCUCGGCGCGCGGCGCUGCCGCCGCCGGCGCGCCAACACCAACUUGCAGGUGAUUUGUGAGAAGAUCUUCAGGCUCUGGUUUUCUCCCACGCUGCUGGGCGCCAAAGCGGGGCUCCCCCUGCAGGUGGAGCUGCAGAGGGCGGUGCAGGAAUGUUCCGAGUCGGGCGGCGUGAACAAACAAGGAGUCGGAGGAGGAGGCGGCCGGGAUGUCCACCGGCGCCUCUUCCGUAUCCUGACUCGCCUCCUUCACGAGGGAGGAACAUGGGACGAAGAGCACGAGACCGAAGGCCGCACGGCGCUCAACCUCUGA
This is a messenger RNA of Phycodurus eques (leafy seadragon), 1809 nucleotides long. It is a transcript of the gene dipk1c, whose product is annotated as divergent protein kinase domain 1C. NCBI's taxonomy places the organism in Eukaryota, Metazoa, Chordata, Actinopteri, Syngnathiformes, Syngnathidae. Bases 508 to 1809 code for a protein of 433 amino acids. The transcript has 8 exons. The record is from RefSeq and is a predicted model, not a curated record.